Suillus fuscotomentosus is the source of this 1857-nucleotide messenger RNA. RefSeq lists its product as uncharacterized. The transcript is spliced from 13 exons. The coding region runs from base 1 to 1857 and encodes 618 amino acids. Lineage: Eukaryota; Fungi; Basidiomycota; Agaricomycetes; Boletales; Suillaceae. The record is from RefSeq and is a predicted model, not a curated record.
AUGGUAGCAGAGACAGCUAGCUUGAAGACUAACACAUUCGUGGCAGCAGAGAGCGGCUACAUCGCAAAUGACGAGGGUAUCAUGCCUUCUAGAACACGCACAUUAGCUCCUAGUCGACCUAUAGCAGAAGGUCACAAACCUCCAUGGUCAGAACUGUGGUGCAGGACUUAUCCUGACAAUAAUAUGAAACCGGACGGCACACCAGGGCAUAUUACUAAGAGCCUCAAGCAUGUCACCUGCGAGACCAUGAGUGGCUCCUCCGAGUCUGAAUCGAAGAGCAGUGAUAUCUUGUCCUCUUCUGACACCAAUCCCAGACAACCCCAAUCAACUACGACAUCCUCACCUCCCACAUCUGUGGCACCCAGUAGCUCUCCAGCCAAAAGUACUGGUUCUCCUGUUAUGUCUGUCAAUGACCAUACAUUUCACAUCCAAUGGGGUAGCCAUGUCAACUUGGGAAAAUGUCUUGUUCAAGAUUCCCAUAAGUGUUCCGCUCAGUAUGCCUUAUUUCAAAAUGGCACGUGUGAUGAGGAUUGCAACUUGCCGACAAAGAGAUUAAAGACCUUACACACAACGUGGAACUUUACUGCCGCCUCCACUGAUGCUACAAACUACCUCAACCAGCGCAUGCUUGAGCUCUCUCGGAUAACUCGCCAAGCUAUUGCUGCGAGGAUCCACUACCAAUUCCUUUGCUCCCAUGAACUUGAUUUAAUAAAGUCUAUCCUCAAAGACGAAACCAAGCUGUGCCAGACACAGUUGAGUGGAGUUGACAUGCAAAUUGGCUCCAUUCGGAAUAUGCUCGAGGCUCAGGGGGUCACAGCGACAGGGAAUACAGAUUCUAGGUUUGACCCUGGCAAUGCUGGGCUUUGGUACAGAAGCCUAUCUGAUGAAGAAUCACUUGUAAUUGCCGCAACAUCACAUGGCAGCUCAGCCUGCCUGCAGUCCAAUGACUCGGAUGUAUCACACAAUCCAAUUACUAUGGAUUUGGACUUGUCAAAGUUAAGUUCGCAGCCUAUUGCCCUGAAGAUGUCCGGUGAGGACCGCAAGUCUUAUAUGAAUCAACGAAGGGCAGAACUCUAUGAUCCAACACAGCCCUUUGGAUACUAUCUACACGGCAAACAAGAAACUCCGACAUCUACCGAUGUGCUUGUGUUCGCACAUCCAGCUGUCCAAGGUGUUCAUAUGGCACACUGGUAUGAAAGCAAGAAAUCCCCGCUUUGUGACAGAGAGAUGAGGUCGUUGAUGUCGACCACGACCAUUCACAUGCUCUCAGGGUCAGCAACAGCAAUCAGGUAUGUCAUCGAUCGGCAUCCCGAUGAUCAACCCUCCGCAUCGAAGAACACGCUCCAGUACUCUACCGAGUUAUAUUCAGGCGAGCAGGACUUGAUUACAAAUGCGAUGGCAUAUACCCUUCAGACAGAUAUACAUUGUGAGCCAUUUGAGAGGCAUUUACUGGGUCUUCAUCACAAUGGGCUUCAGGCCCUGCACAAGAUGCUGAAAAUUCUGCCUCCUCAGAUUCCAAUCUACGUACCUGUGACGACGGGGGAGUUAAGCAUACCACGCCCAAUUUCCAUUUUGUCACCGCUCGUGCAAAUGAGUGAUCAAGUGCCCUCGAUGACAGUACAACCACAGAUGACAGUGCAACCGCAGAUGAUGGAGUUAACACAGACUCCGGACUUAGAUGACUUCAAUUUCAGUUCAUGGUUGUCUGACUUGUCAGAGGAGCAGCCCACGGCCUCUGGGUCAAGCUCCUCAAUGAUACGGAGUCUCGAGUCUGCGGCCAAUACCGGCCAUCGCCGGAUGCAUAGUCGCGAUGUAGGACUAUUUUCUCGCGGUGGCAUAUCAUGGAUCAUCGGGUAA